Molecule: messenger RNA, 240 nt
Organism: Moneuplotes crassus
Lineage: Eukaryota; Ciliophora; Spirotrichea; Euplotida; Euplotidae
Source: the annotation of a GenBank genome assembly
UUAAUAAUUAGAUACAAAAUGGCUAGACUGUUUCCCACAAAUAAGCAUGGCUUUAAAGAAGUAAACCUGCUCUGAUUUUGUAUAUCCGAAUUAGUGGGGCUGUCAUGCCCAGCUAGAAUAUACAAAUAUUUUUUUAGUUAUAAAUAAAAUUAUGGAGCUAAAGCAUAAGCUAAUUUCUGAAGUUUAACGAUGAAGCGAGGAAACUUGAAUGGAUCAAUGGGUUACAUUGAAAGUUCAGAC